Messenger RNA from Durusdinium trenchii, 962 nucleotides. The record is from the annotation of a GenBank genome assembly. NCBI's taxonomy places the organism in Eukaryota, Dinophyceae, Suessiales, Symbiodiniaceae.
CUGAACUUGUCACAACCAAGCAAAUACAAAUGAAUGAGGAUCGUUUCACCUGUAGACCCAUGUGCCCAUGGACUACGCUUCCGCGCGCUGUGGAGCCAAGCAGAUCCAGAAGCUGACCAGGCACGUCUGUAUGACAUUAUGAGGUGAGCAAAUGAUCUUGAAAGCGGUGAGAGGCUUUACUUUUGCCGCUUUGAAGUGAAAGCAUCACUUCAAUUGGCAUGCUUUGACGUAGCUGUGGAUAGUCCUGAUGCCCCCGGGAAACUUCCGAGCUGUUCCAGUUUCAAUAGACACAGAGAGAGAGAGAGCGGCACUUGCUUCUGGAAACGCAUCCAGACAUUUUGUCGUAGCCGUUUUGGCUCACCGGGCUAGUGAUAGUUGGGAUUUGGUACUGUAUACACAUUGGCGCAGUCCUUGCAAAGCUCAGCAGCCAUGCAGAAGAGCCAGAGCGAAGGCAGCUUGGCAUUCCUCAAGGAUUCCAAGGUGGGCUCAGCUGCUGGCUUCAUGCUGGUGAGCGGGGGUAUUAUGGCCCUACCGCAUGGAAAGAAAAGUAAGGGCCUCGUGGAUUUCUCCAAACGCUUCAGUGCCAUAUCUGAAUACCAGGACUGCUUUCGAGAGAUUCCACAUUGCUAUGCGUCAAUGGACAGGAAACCUCUCACACCAUACCAUCCCAACGCGCCACGCUCGCGCUUGGCGCUGGAAGAUGCACCUGUCCCACUUAAGAAUGCCUCAACAAUCCAAUUCCUGGAUAGAUUCUGUGUCCACAAUCGGCGCUUCGUGUCCACGCACAAGAACUACUACACUGGCGAGAGACCAGAUAUGAGAAGUAAUCCUGGUAUGAUUGCGGACAGCACGAGGCUGAAGCGAAUGCUGAUGGAGAAGUGAGCAGGGUCCGAACAAACAGCCCGUUUCCUCAAUCGAAGUCGGAUGGGAACGAAAUAAUCGACUCCCGCGUGUUAGCCAGC